AUAACUUUCUAAAUAUAAAUUUUAUAUUUAUUAUAGUUUUAUGAUUUUUGAUAUUUUUAUAACUAUAUUAAAUGUAAAUAUUGUUAAUUUAUUAUUUGACUGUUACCGCAUUUGGUAGUUAACCAGUCAUAAGUCACCCGCAAAUGCACCAAUUUUUAACUGCAAUAUCAGUCGUACAAAUAUCUUAAAACCGCUAGAAAACACAUCCACAAAUUUCCGCAACCGUCGGUUCACCCGGUCUGCCCUUAUUCAGCUUUACAAACCGCUUUCCUAAUCACAUUGUAAUCAAAUGUCGUUGAAACCAUAAUAAUUUGAAGAAAAGAAUUAAGGCAACCGGAUAUGAACCGUUAAAGCCCAAAAGAUGAGAAGCCCAAAAACCUAUCAAACUUAGAAGCCCGAAAGCACUUCAUGCAACGCCACAGGUAGGGGUCGCUCGUUCCGUCUCUAACUGCUCCUCCGAGAGAAAGGUUUAGGGUUUUUGCCGCUAACUGCUCUUCUCCCCCCAUGGAAGUUUCUUCUUCCUCUACUCAAUGUAUUUCUUUUCUUGCAAAUUAUGAUAACUUUUCUUUCUAUUUUUUGGUGAUUUUUAGGGUGGAACAACCCCAGACCCGGAGCGAGUGGGAUCUGAUGAUCCAGACGUAAAGCCCAAGAAGAAAAAGGUCGAAUCUAAACUCUUUCCAAGAAUCUCUCAUUAUACUUCUGAGAUGAGCCGAGAUGGGUCUAGAAGUUUAUUCACAGUUUUCACUCGUUGUUUCUUUUUUUAACGGCAAACCUGUUCACGUUGUUAUUCGUCGCUUCAAAAACGAAUACUCUAGGAGCGUGAUCGUUUUUGGUUCUGUUGCAGACACAAAAGAGGCACUGAAAUUGUGUGGGAAAAAAUUGCGCGGAAUUCCAAUUUAUAUUAAGCCGAAUGGGAACAGUCGAGAAAUAGUGCUUGCAAGUGGGUUCAACAACCAAUCGACAGUAAAAGAGAUCAUGAAACAACUUCGUAGUGAAUUCAAGUCAAGAGGCGAAGUCCUUAACAUUUUUGUUCCAGAAGAUAAUGAAACUGGUGGUUGUCUAGGUUUUGGAUAUAUAUACAUUGACCCUCAAGGCGUGGAUGGAGGAGAUUUGUGGAAAUCAUUUGAAAUUGAUGGUCUUCCAAUUACGCUUACUAAGGCUUCACCGAAAUUAUGCUUCGAAGCUGAAAUAGUGGGCAAGAAAAAGGCGAAUGAUGAAGACGAAAAGACUGCUUUGAAAAAGAUGCUAUUACCAUUAAAUACUAGUCUACCGACCUUGAUGUAUACCCAAAGAAGAUACUCUUGGACAGAUAAAAGACCGGACAUUACUGCUGAGUCUUAUAAACAAGAGACAAAAUUAAACAAAGGGAAGUACUGGAGGAAGUGGGAGAAGUGGCCAUAUCACUUACCAAAUGGGGAGGAGUGGCUAGUCCACUACUAGUUAGUGGAGGAAGUGGGAGGAGUGGCCAUAUCACUUACCAAAUGGGGAAGAGUGGCUAGUCCACUACUAGUUAUUUAGUCUUCCACCAUUGAGUGCUUAUUGCUUUUGUUUCCUUUAAAUACACCAUGUAUGUUACACAAUUAAACACACAAUUCAAUACAAACAUUUUUUUCAUUCUCUCAAUCUCACAAAUCCUCUCAUUCUCUUAAAUUCUCAAAUUUCUCUUCUCUCUCAAAUACUUACGGUUACUUCACUCCUUUUUUACUUUGUUCGUGUGCUUCAUCACGGUUAAAACACUUAGAAGCUCUCAUAAUCCCACAAAUUAUCAUGGUAUCAGAGCAGCAACAAUCUUGAAACCUUUCUAAAUUCCGCAAAAUCAAAACUCUGUUUCUAGUUCUUAAACUCUACCUCUGACCAAGUAAAUCCCCAAGAUGGAGAACAACAACAACAAUAACAACAACCGCAU
This is a messenger RNA of Brassica napus (rape), 1906 nucleotides long. RefSeq lists its product as uncharacterized. Gene Ontology annotation, molecular function: nucleic acid binding. NCBI's taxonomy places the organism in Eukaryota, Viridiplantae, Streptophyta, Magnoliopsida, Brassicales, Brassicaceae. The record is from RefSeq and is a predicted model, not a curated record. The transcript is spliced from 7 exons. The coding region runs from base 715 to 1440 and encodes 241 amino acids.